CGUAGUUGAGAAGGCGACGCGCUGGCUUUAUCAAGCCGCUGAACGUUUCGGUAUAUUGUCGGCAGGAGAUAUCACUGACCAAAUGAAGAAGAAAAAUGCAGCAAGUGAGAAGGUGCAGGCGAAGAAGAUGAGUGCCGAGGCUGCAGACAGAGAGGCAGCCACUUCCAGCCGCCCUUGUACCCCUCCACAGACGUCCUGGUUUGAAUUCUUGCUGGAUGUCUCUUUGUUGGAGGCUCAUCUACAGAAGGACUUCCCAGAUCCUCCUCCCGUUCAGCUGAUCAUCCAGUUCCUGGAGCAGGCCUCUAAACCCACUGUGAAUGAACAGAACCAGGUGCAGCCUCCUACUGACAACAAGAGAAAUCGUACCCUCAAGCUAUUGGCUUUAAAAGUAGCCGCUCACUUAAAAUGGGAUUUAGAGCUGCUUGAGAAGUGUUUAUCUGUUCCUGUCCUCAAUAUGCUGCUGAAUGAGUUACUGUGUGUGAGCAAAGUGCCGCCUGGAACAAAGCAUGUAGACCUGGACCUCGCAAGCCUGCCGCCAACCACAGCCAUGGCUGUCAUGCUGUACAACAGAUGGGCUAUCAGGACCAUUGUGCAGAGCAGCUUUCCUGUGAAGCCCAUUAAACAGGGUCCACUACAGCCCAAUGUAAUGAAUCAAAUGCAACAAGAAAAAGAGCUGACUGAAAAUAUCCUGAAAGUGCUGAAGGAACAGGCCGAGGACUCUGUGACUGUGCUGGAGGAAGCCAUUAAACUGAAGAGAGCCUUCUAUGUUCACACUAUGAGGACCUUGGACCUACUGGCAGCAGAACCUGGUGUUGUGAAUGGCGAAACGGAGAAUUCCACUGCCGGGUUAAUGAUCAGUUCUGAGGAAGUCCAGUGCCAGGUUUGUUACGACCUUGGGACCUUUUACUUCCAGCAAGGACCGACAAACCCUGUGAAUUAUGAAAAGGCUAGAGAUCACGUCUUUAACACCAAACAACUGGUUGCAAAGAUCGGCGGCGUUUCUGAUCACUACUCUAUUGAUGAGAAGAGACUGGCCGGUUAUUGCCAAGCUUGCAGCGUUCUCGUCCCUUCAAAUGCGUCUGCUGUGCAGUCGACAACAUACAGUCAGAUCCAUAGGUUCAUGAAGGCUGGAAACUACCAGGGAAUAUUGAAUAUCUUCUAUGAUGAUAUCGGUGGUCAUCUCCCAGACCAAUUCAGACAGUCCGUGCUGAGAGAGCUCUUCCAAAGACUGCAGCAAGGAAAUGAUGCUCUGACUGACGUCUGCUAUAAAAUCUGUGCUUGUAACACAGUCCGUGACGUUCUCCGGGGUCGGAGCGUCACUGUCCAGUUUCACCAGCUCUUCAUGAAGCCCAGCAAAGAAAAAAUAGAUUAUCUUCUUGAGGUUUGUUCCAGGUCUCUAAAGUUAGAUGAAGCUUCGGAGUCUGAAAAGCGAACCAUGGCCUCAUUUUUAAAAAGCCUGUGCAUGAGUUUAGAAGACCUACAGCUGGUGUUUAUGAUCUCUUCUCACGACUUGCUCAUGAAGCUCCUCACCGAUGAUGAGAGAAAGAUGCUUGUGGAUCAGAUCAGACAGAGGACAUCCCAUACUAAUCUCUGUACCAAGCCUGUGACUUCAUUCUAUGACAUACCAGCAUCUGCAAGUGUGAACAUUAGCCAGCUAGAACAUCAGCUCAUCCUCACCGUGGAUCCCUGGAAUCGACAAAUCCUGAUAGAGCUGCAUGGUAUGACCUCAGACAGCCAGUUCUGGAUGGUGUCGAGCAAGUGGGAAGUGCCAACUAUAUACAGCGGAGUAAUCCUAGCAAUAAAAGACAUUCUGACAAGGGACCUGGUGUACAUCCUGCUGGCCAAAGGCUUACACUGCAGUGCUAUCAAGGACUUUCCUCAUGCUAAGCAGCUGCUGGCUGCCUGUCUGGAGCUGGUGACUGAGUUUUCCCCCAAGCUGCGCCAGGUGAUGCUCAAUGAGAUGCUGCUGCUAGACAUCUACUGCCAUGAGGCCGGGCCUGGUGUGAACAGUGAUCGUCCUCCUCCAGAGCUGGUCAGCAGAGUACGCGGGUACCUGGAGAUGAGGAUUCCUGACAUCCCCCUCCGACAGGUAGUAGGAGAAGAAUGUGUUGCCUUCUUGCUGAACUGGAGAGAAAACGAAUACCUGACUCUACAGGUGCCUGCCUCCCUGGCACAAAAUAAUCCCUAUGUGAAGCUCGGACAGCUUUUGGCGGCCACAUGUAAAGAGCUAUCGGGCCCAGACAGCAGGAGGACGGCUAAAGAGCUCUGGGAGGUGGUGGUACAGAUAUGCAGCGUCUCCAACCAGCACAAGCGGAGCAGCGACGGCAGGAUCAGCCUGAUAAAGAACAGGGACUCCACAAUGGGGAUCAUGUACCGGAGCGAACUUCUCAGUUUCAUAAAGAAAUUGCGUGAGCCGCUAGUGCUGACGACGUUGCUGUCUCUGUUUGUCAAGCUUCACAAUCUUCGGGAGGACAUUGUAAAUGAUAUCACUGCUGAGCACCUCUCUAUCUGGCCAUCUAACAUCCCAAAUCUUCAGGCCGUAGACUUCGAUGCCGUUGCCAUCACUAUAAAAGAGCUUGUGAACUACACACUGAGAAUCAAUGCCUACAACCACUCCUGGCUCAUCAUCCAGGCAGACAUCUAUUUUGCCACCAAUCAGUAUUCUGCUGCUCUGAACUAUUACCUGCAGGCAGGGGCCGUGUCCUCUGACUUCUUCACGAAGCAAGUUCCACCAGAUGUCUACACAGACCAGGUGAUUAAGAGGAUGAUAAAAUGCUGCUCCAUGUUGAACUGCCACACACAGGUGGCCAUACUUUGCCAGUUCCUCAGAGAAGUUGAUUAUAAGACUGCCUUUAAAGCCCUGCAAGAACAAAACAGCCACGAUGCAAUGGAUUCCUACUACGACUACAUCUGGGAUGUUACCCUACUGGAGUAUUUGACACACUUGCAUCAUAAAAGAGGAGAGAUGGAUAAGAGACAAAUAGCGAUAAAAGCUAUAGGGCAACCUGAGCUCAACUCCAGUAACCCCGAGGAGGUGUUACAGCUGGCCGCACAGAGGCGAAAGAAGACCUUCCUUCAAGCAAUGGCAAAUCUGUACUUCUGAGGUUGUAAAGGACUUUGUCCAGAGCAGCGUAAAUAGCAACUGUUUAUUUUAUACAUAUCUACACAUUUUGUACAAAACAUUUGAGAUGAAAAUUAUACAAUUCAUAACUUA
Molecule: messenger RNA, 3214 nt
Organism: Bufo gargarizans (Asiatic toad)
Lineage: Eukaryota; Metazoa; Chordata; Amphibia; Anura; Bufonidae
Gene: INTS8
Product: integrator complex subunit 8
Biological process (GO): snRNA 3'-end processing
Cellular component (GO): integrator complex
Source: RefSeq, a predicted model, not a curated record